UCUAUAUAGAACCAAUCUAACGGGAAGAAAGCACGUCUUUCUCUAGCCCAUUCCAAUGCAAGAUCAAGAAAGCAGUCGUCAGCCGAAAAAGAAUUCCAAGACAUUUCUCAUCGGAAUCUUGACUUUUCUACACUUAAAAUCUAUUGGUGUAUCAAAAUUCAAAAAUCUUGACUUUCCUGUGCUUGAAUGCUAAAGGGAGAUGCUGUAUCAGAUUUGCACAGGCAGCUUCCUACUUGCUUCAUCACAUCUGAUUUCUAAUCUACACUUGAAAACCCAGUUCACUUAAAAUUAAUUCUUCAUCUCAAAUCCCUUGUGCUCUAAAUCCCACAUGGAUUCACAACCUAAUCAGGUUCAUAUGGUCUUCUUCCCAUAUACUCUCCGAAGCCACAUGAUUUCAACCGUAGACCUGGCCAGGCUCUUCGCCAAGCACGGAGUGAAGGCAACAAUUGUUACUACUGCUCUCUGCGCACCUCGCUUCUCUGAAGCAAUUGAAAGAGAUAGAGAAUUGGGUUUUCAAAUCAGCAUAAGGAUCAUAAAAUUCCCAUCAGCAGAGGCAGGUCUGCCAGAAGGUUGUGAAGAUCCAAGUUCCAUCUCUUCGCCAGAAAUGAUUCCGAUGUUCCUUCAUGCUCUUACGUUGCUUCAACAUCCACUUACAGAGGUCCUUGAAGAAUGCCAACCUGAUUGUCUUGUGGCAGACAUGAUGUUUCCAUGGUCUACGGGAGUUGCAGGCAAGCUUGGGAUUCCUAGGUUGUAUUUUGAUGGAUCUAGUUUCAUUUCUAUGUGCAUCACUGAUUCACUCAAACGAUAUCAGCCUUAUAAACAAGUGGAGUCUAAUUUUGAACCCUUCAUAGUGCCUGGCCUGCCGCACCAGAUAGCGAUGACGAAAUUACAAGUGCCAAAUUAUUUUAAAGACACAGUUGAUAAGCAUGGAUUUCACAAGCUGAUGGAUCAAAUUUUGGUAUCUGAUCUCAACAGCUAUGGAGUCCUCAUGAACAGUUUCCGUGAGCUAGAGCCAGACUAUUCAGAACAUUAUAGGAAGAACAUGGGAAGAAAGGCAUGGCAUAUUGGCCCUCUCUCGCUUUUCAAUAGGGAUAUCAAAGAUAAAGCACAGAGAGGAGAUAAAGCCUCCAUUGAUGAACAAGAAUGUCUGAGAUGGUUAGACACAAAGAAACCCAAUUCAGUACUAUAUAUAUGCUUUGGGAGCGUAUUCAAGAUUCCACCUCCUCAAUUACAUGAGCUUGCUAUGGCUCUUGAAGCUUCUGCAGUAAACUUCAUAUGGGUUGUGAGAAUGGAAGAGAAUAAAGAGAAAGAAGAAAAUAAAGAUCAAUGGCUGCCAGAAGGAUUUGAGAAGAGAAUGGAAGGGAAGGGUUUGAUCAUAAGAGGAUGGGCACCCCAGUUGUUGAUUCUUGAACAUGAAGCUGUUGGAGGGUUUAUGACUCAUUGUGGAUGGAACUCCACAUUGGAAGGAGUGUGUGCAGGGGUGCCAAUGGUCACAUGGCCUCUCAGUGCAGACCAAUUUGAUAAUGAGAAGUUGAUUGCUGAUAUUCUGAAAAUAGGAUGUCAAGUUGGUGCACAAGAAUGGUCCAAGUAUGAGAAGAAAACUCUAGUGAAGAAGGAAGAUAUAGAGAAGGCAAUAAAUCGGUUAAUGGCUGGUGAAGAAGCAGAGGAAAUAAGAAGCCGAGCAAUGACACUAAAAGAGAUGGCAAGGAGGGCCACUGAAGAAGGAGGAUCAUCUUACUCUGAUAUAACUGCCUUGCUAGAUGAAUUAAGAGCCCUCAAGAGAAGCAAGUAGAGAUAGGUCAUUGUAAAAGCAAUUACUAUGUUAGAACCAUGAAAAAUUAAGAACUACCAUGUAAUUGUCUCGUUUUUUCACAAAGUAUUUUCUGGUUUAAUGAGAAAAAUUAUUUAUGCAA
Molecule: messenger RNA, 1913 nt
Organism: Manihot esculenta (cassava)
Lineage: Eukaryota; Viridiplantae; Streptophyta; Magnoliopsida; Malpighiales; Euphorbiaceae
Product: scopoletin glucosyltransferase
Exons: 1
Coding region: 329-1792 (487 amino acids)
Molecular function (GO): UDP-glycosyltransferase activity
Source: RefSeq, a predicted model, not a curated record